AUGGCUCGUCUCCUGACUGAGGCAGAGAAGGACGCCGAGAUCGAACGCCUUCUCAAGGCCACCGCCGAUCAAGAGGCAGAGCUCCAGCGUCUUCGCCGGGUCGACAUCACCCAUCAGCAAGCUCCGAUCACGCCCGUCGCGCACGCCGUGGCCGAUGCUCAGGCCGUGGCUCUCUCUGAAGCCACCACCAUCGCCUCUCUCCACGCACAGGCGGUCACCGUCCUCAGCAUCAAGUCCCUCGUCCCCGUCGUCCUCGACUUGCACUCGCCUCACUACUCCAAGUGGCGUGGGCUCUUUCUCCUCGCCGUGGGCAAGUAUGCCCUCAGCGACCACGUCUUUUCUGAUGCUGCUGCCCCUGACAACGCCGCCUGGGCACGGAUGGAGUGCACCGUCCUCGGCUGGCUCUAUGGCACCAUCACCUCCAAGCUCCUCGACAUCGUCAUGACUCCCACUGCCACGGCUCGGAUCAUUUGGGUUGCCCUCGAGCAGCAGUUUCUCGGGAACCGAGAGACCCGCGCCUUGCAUCUUGAUGCAGAAUUCCGCAAUUUCGCUCAAGGCGAUCUCUCCGUCUCCGACUACUGUCGCAAGAUGAAAGGGAUGGCCGAUGCUCUCGGUGACAUAGGCGAGGCCAUCCAAGAUCGCACCCUCGUCCUCGCCGUUUUGCGCGGAUUAAACGAGAAAUUCUCGUAUAUGACCGCGCUACUCAAGCGACAACGUCCGUUUCCCUCCUUCCUCGAGGUUCGCUCGGAUCUUCUUCUUGAGGAGCUUACCAUGGCGUCGAAGCCCGGCUCCACGUCUACCGCCCUUAUCGCCUCCUCCGGCAAUAGGGGAUCAACUACGGGUGCCGGCUCUUCCAUCGGUGGUCAGCACGGUGGAGCACCCCAGUCUAGCAGCAGUCGUGCAUCCUCCAACUCCUCUGCCACCCGCAACAACCGCAAGAACAACAACCGGGGCGGCCGCAACAACAGCAGCUCCUCCGGCAACUCCUUCGGCGGCAACAAUGGCACCUCCUCUGGCCAGAUGGGCUGGCCCUCCUUCUUCAACCCCUGGACGGGCACUGUCCAGGUCUGGCCGCAUGCACGGCCACCGGCGUCCAUCCUCGGCCCUCGGCCGAACGCUCCACAGCAACAGACCCAGCGCGCUCAGGCGUUCACGGUGACCCAUCCGUCUGGUUAUCCGGCUACCGCAGCCGGUGCGCCAACACCCACGCCCACAAUGGCGCCUCCGGGCCUCUGGGGCCCCAUGUCUCUUCCCGGCUCCUGGGAUUAG
Molecule: messenger RNA, 1269 nt
Organism: Phragmites australis (common reed)
Lineage: Eukaryota; Viridiplantae; Streptophyta; Magnoliopsida; Poales; Poaceae
Exons: 1
Coding region: 1-1269 (422 amino acids)
Source: RefSeq, a predicted model, not a curated record